Molecule: messenger RNA, 140 nt
Organism: Racocetra persica
Lineage: Eukaryota; Fungi; Glomeromycota; Glomeromycetes; Diversisporales; Gigasporaceae
Source: the annotation of a GenBank genome assembly
AAUAUCAUCUAAUGAUACUCAAAUUGUUAUUACGCUUUAUUUUGCAUUAUUAGACCAGAGUAUGUACUUCAUAAUUUUAUCUACUACAUCAUUUGAUGAUACUCAAAUUGUUAUUACACUUUAUUUCGAAUUAUUAGUGG